Sinocyclocheilus grahami is the source of this 3237-nucleotide messenger RNA. RefSeq names its product importin subunit alpha-4-like. NCBI's taxonomy places the organism in Eukaryota, Metazoa, Chordata, Actinopteri, Cypriniformes, Cyprinidae. Gene Ontology annotation, biological process: protein import into nucleus. The record is from RefSeq and is a predicted model, not a curated record. Bases 67 to 1632 code for a protein of 521 amino acids. The transcript is spliced from 17 exons. Gene Ontology annotation, cellular component: cytoplasm. Gene Ontology annotation, molecular function: protein binding; nuclear import signal receptor activity.
GCUUCCUCCCUGAGCGGAGCUCCGCGCGUCGGUCGGGACUACAGACACACACAUUCACACAGAGCCAUGGCCGAAAACGCCGGCUUGGAAAACCAUCGCAUCAAGAGCUUUAAAAACAAGGGCCGAGAUGUGGAGACGAUGCGAAGACAUCGUAAUGAAGUGACGGUAGAACUGAGAAAGAACAAAAGAGACGAGCAUCUCCUGAAGAAACGAAAUGUUCCACAGGAAGAGAGUCUGGAAGACUCCGAUGCGGACUCUGAUUUCAAAGGACAAAAUGUAACGCUAGAUGCCAUCUUACAGAACGCCACCAGUGACAAUGCUGUGGUGCAGCUCAGUGCAGUGCAAGCAGCCAGAAAAUUGCUCUCAAGUGACAGAAAUCCCCCCAUAGACGACUUGAUAAAAUGUGGAAUCCUUCCAAUCUUAGUCAAAUGCCUGGAGAGGGAUGACAAUCCUUCAUUGCAGUUUGAAGCUGCCUGGGCUUUGACCAACAUUGCAUCAGGGACGUCUGCACAGACACAGGCAGUGGUCAAAUCCAAUGCUGUCCCAUUGUUUUUGAGACUUCUCCAAUCUCCUCAUCAGAAUGUGUGUGAGCAGGCCGUGUGGGCGCUGGGAAACAUCAUUGGUGAUGGACCUCAGUGUCGAGAUUACGUCAUCUCGCUCGGUGUGGUCAAACCUCUCUUGUCGUUUAUUAAUCCUUCCAUCCCCAUAACCUUCUUGAGAAACGUUACCUGGGUCAUUGUCAACCUGUGCCGAAACAAAGACCCACCUCCACCUAUGGAAACGGUACAAGAGAUUCUUCCUGCCCUUUGUGUACUCAUAUAUCAUACAGAUAUAAAUAUUCUGGUAGACACUGUGUGGGCUCUGUCAUAUCUGACAGAUGGAGGUAACGAGCAGAUUCAGAUGGUAAUAGACUCAGGUGUCGUCCCCUUCCUUGUUCCACUGCUCAGCCACCAAGAGGUCAAAGUUCAGACCGCAGCGCUGAGAGCGGUGGGGAACAUUGUAACAGGGACGGAUGAGCAGACUCAGGUGGUGCUCAACUGUGAUGUCCUCUCUCACUUUGCCAACCUGCUCACACACCCCAAAGAGAAGAUCAACAAGGAGGCAGUGUGGUUCCUGUCCAAUAUAACAGCAGGUAACCAGCAGCAGGUGCAGGCUGUAAUAGAUGCUGGUCUCAUACCCAUGAUCAUUCACCAGCUUGCCAAGGGUGAUUUUGGAACACAGAAAGAGGCUGCAUGGGCCAUUAGCAACUUGACAAUAAGUGGAAGAAAGGAUCAGGUGGAGUACUUGGUGCAGCAAAACGUGAUCCCGCCCUUCUGCAACCUGCUUUCAGUGAAAGACUCUCAGGUGGUCCAGGUGGUUCUCGAUGGACUGAAAAACAUCCUCAUCAUGGCUGGGGAGGAAGCCAGCACAAUUGCUGAGAUCAUUGAAGAGUGUGGAGGAUUGGAAAAAAUUGAGAACCUACAGCAGCAUGAAAAUGAGGACAUCUAUAAACUUGCAUUUGAAAUCAUCGAUCAGUACUUUUCGGGAGACGAUAUUGAUGAGGACCCCACCCUGAUUCCUGAGGCCACCCAGGGAGGCACGUUUAACUUUGAUCCAUCCUCCAACCUACAAACCAAGGAGUUCAAGUUCUAGACAACCGGAGCUUUGAACUUCAGAAUGGUGGGUUUCCCAGCUGCUCCUCAGCCCCUGCCACCUACUGACCCAUCACCUACCAACCACUCACUAACCAGAAAAAACAAUCAAUCACCAUGCUCAGAAACGACAUUCACUCACACAGAAGAAACUAGCGCUGAAGGAUAUGAGUCUCAAUGCCACUCAAAACAUGUAUGGAUCUCAACAACCUCAAGACAUGGAAGAAAAAAAGAACAAGACUCAUUAUACUGCAGUUGCCAAAAAAAAAAAAAGAUAUAUAUUUUGCUCUUUCUUUCACUCACUCACACGCACACAUAGGUGAUCAUAAACAAUAAUAGGAACUUCUGUUGUUGUACCAGCCAUCAUAUCAGCCAAGGAAGAUGAAAGAAAGAGAUAUUCCUGAAAUAUAUAGGCAGGGAUUUUCUUUUUUCCAAAAAAGUCCUUCCCUCAAAAUGUUGCAUUUCUGGUCAUGAUCUUAGAGUCUCAGCCAGACACCCAACUCAAUACGUCCAGCCUCGACUGUGUUAAGCCAUUUGGACCCCCUCACUCAUUCAUCCGAAAUCUGUGAACUAGCCUAUAAUGGGUUAUUCCAUGGAAUAUUAUUCAAAUGUGGGAAGGGAGUGUCUCUAAAUAUGUGGUGUGCAAACAGAACUUAAAUUCUCGCCACCAGUUCUUGCUUUUUCUUCAUCCUGAAAUUAUGGAUAUUUACAAAACACGGAAGAUAAUGAAGAAAAAAAUCACGUCAGAAGAUCACACAAACUUGAAUGGAGAAAAUCUCAUCUAAGAUAGUCAAGCACCCUCAUUUUCGAACUUCUGCAGCGAUAGUGUAGUGGACAUUCAUUGUGCCGAUCUUUUUUUGGUUUGCAUUGGGACUGUCAGACAUGUCAAAGGAGGAUUCUAUGUGAUUUGUCAAUUUGGCCAGGACUUUUAAAGGGCUGCCCCAACCUUUGGAAGUUCUUUGAGAAAACAUUAACUGGUCUUUCUGCUUAAAAAGGGUGCUCUGGCAGCGCUUUUUAUUUUCUGAAUUCAUCUUCUCUGCUUCCUGUCUGUAAUCAUAGUAAUAAGUUAAUUGGGAUAACCCCAGUUGUAACCGGAUGGAGGAUAUUUUCACUAAAUCAGUUCAUUUCGUCACUUGGUAGUCAAAACCACAAGAAACUUUGCAACAGUGAUUGGAUUGUGAAAUCUUUUUUUCUUUUUUUUUGAUCAGUAGAGCUUCCGCUUUUUGGAGUUUUUCCAGUCUUACGCGCUCACAUUUGGUUUUCCCGUUUUAUUGCUUAAUGUAAGUGGAGAGCGAUGUUCGCUUAAUUUUGACUAUACAAGCAAUGGGAAAAGGAGAUCCGUGACGUAGUGGUUCCUUUUUUUGUUUAGUUGGUUUUUAUUCUUAUUUCACUUGCUACCAAACCUAAUUGUACCAACUAAAAUAAAAGUAUAUUUCUUGUUUAGGUAUAUAAUGCGAAGCUACCACAUUUAGGUCCACUAGACAUUGUUGGGAUGCUACAGAACAAUAAUAAUAUUGUGAUUAUUGAUUUACAGCCAAUAGGGGUAAUUUUUGUUUGUUCCUUUUUGUUUUAACUUUUGUUUUGUAAUGGCAAAUGAUUGCCAUUA